Messenger RNA from Limulus polyphemus (Atlantic horseshoe crab), 2550 nucleotides. RefSeq names its product serine/threonine-protein kinase 32B-like. The coding region runs from base 835 to 2040 and encodes 401 amino acids. The record is from RefSeq and is a predicted model, not a curated record. Gene Ontology annotation, molecular function: ATP binding; G protein-coupled receptor kinase activity; G protein-coupled receptor binding. The transcript is spliced from 12 exons. NCBI's taxonomy places the organism in Eukaryota, Metazoa, Arthropoda, Merostomata, Xiphosura, Limulidae. Gene Ontology annotation, biological process: regulation of signal transduction; protein phosphorylation; G protein-coupled receptor signaling pathway.
AGUUGGGUGAGCAUUCGUAAUCUCUCUUUUCGAACAAACCCUCGAACUUUACGGAUGAGAAUAACGUGUUGUUUUCGUCAUUUCAUGCAAGUUGCCAAGGUUUAGAUUUAUGAAAUUGUUUAGCACAACAAUUCAAACUAGAAUAGACUGUAACCUUUAUUAGAAAAUUGUACUGGAUUGAUGUUUAGAAUUUUUAUGUUACGGUGGACAUAAGCGCAAUUUGUGAUUAAACUAUAGACUUUAAUAAUUUCAAAGGUGAAAAAAGUUUGGCAAAUGAAGUUAUCGUGGGUUCAUUGAAUAGUACGUUACAGGAGAGUAGAUGCCAUGAUUUUAAAUCUAACCUAUAACAAGCUACGCAACUUAGGAUGUAAUAUCUUUGUUUCAGAGAAACAGGCGUAAUGGUUAUACUUAAAUAAUGUGUUUAUGAACAAAAUACGUUGCUAUGGAACCGGACAACAGUAAGCAUGGUUUAUGGUUUAAUACAGCCAACACUAUACAGGGUGCUAUCGAUCUGAUCCUAAAUAAAAAGAUUACGUACUUUGAUGAACUAGAUUAAAUAUAUUAUGUUAUCAAAGGAAAUUGCAUUUUAGAAAGAUGAGUGAAAUUUUUGUAUUUCAAUUGUUAGGUUUUGAAAUCUAUACUGUCAAAGUUCUCUAGUGUCAACUGCGGAAUGAAUACGCUAAAACUGUAAGACGUCUUAGAAAGUCAUUACUGUUCUUCCAGAAACGGCAAAUAAGAACUUUCCUCCUUCAUUGUGACUUAGCAUGCACUCACUAAAUACUACGAGUGUUUUGUAGAUAUUCUAGGGUAAAUUCAGUUGAGAUCAGUAAAAAAAUGGGCAGUGGACAGUCUACAAAUAAGAAGAAACAUAAAGAUGUGCUUCGAACUACAGAAAACAGAGAAGUGGAUUUUGAAGAUUUUCUGAUUCUUAGAGCCAUAGGAAAAGGGAGCUUUGGAAAAGUUUGCAUUGUUCAGAAGAAGGACAGUAAGACGAUGUACGCUAUGAAGUACAUGAGCAAGGAUCAAUGUAUAACUAAAGAUGCGUUCAGAAACGUACUGCAAGAGAUCGAGAUACUCUCUAGUCUAGAACAUCCGUUCUUGGUGAAUUUAUGGUUUACCUUCCAAGACGAAGAGGACAUGUUUAUGGUGGUAGAUCUUCUGUUGGGAGGUGACCUGCGCUACCACAUCCAUCAAGAGGGCAAUUUUGAUGAAGCCAGAGUGUGUUUGUAUCUGUGUGAGGUGGCCAUGGCGUUAGACUAUUUACAGUCUAAGUAUAUUCUUCACAGAGAUAUCAAACCCGACAAUAUUUUACUGGAUGAAAUGGGGCACGUACAUAUAACUGAUUUCAACAUUGCUACGAUCUUAAAGGAUGGAGAAUUGGCUACUUCAAUGUCAGGCACAAAACCUUACAUGGCGCCCGAAGUAUUCGAUUGUGCAUUAGACAAGUGCCCGGGCUACACAUUUCCAGCAGACUGGUGGUCACUGGGAGUCUGUUGUUACGAGAUGUUAUGUGGAGCGCGGCCAUACGAUAUUCACUCUAAUACAUCUUUGGAGCAGAUCCACAAUUUAUUCCUCUUCACAGAACUUCAGUUUCCUUGCCCAAUCAGUGAAGGAAUGGGAGAUCUGAUAAGAAAGCUGUUGACUGUGGAUAACUUCAACCGAAUUAAUACGUUAGAACAUAUGAAAAAACAUAGUCACCUAACAUCAGUCAAUUUUAGCGCUAUCUAUGAAAAGAAAGUUACACCUACGUUUAUACCAUCGAAAGAUCAACUGAAUUGCGACCCCACGUUUGAACUAGAAGAGAUGAUUAUUGAAUCGAAACCUCUUCACAAGAAAAAGAAGCGUCUAUCUAAGCGGAGCUCGCGGAGAGAUCCGGAGGGUAGCUCGUUCAGUGACGAGGAAGCCGGUCCAUUUCAAGUCUCUCUUUCUUCCAUCCAAGAGCAGUUUAGAGUGUAUAAUAGAGAAAAAGAACUUCAAAAACAGAUGUGUAAACAGCGUGAGGUAGAAUGGGAAGCCGAACUCCAAAGAGCCAUGAGUUGACUCAUUGUGAAGUUCUAAGCAACAAAAAAGCACGUCCAAAAAAGAUUCCAGUUGAAUUCCUGUGCCAAUAUAUAUAUACUGUAUAUACUUAAUUAAGUACCUUCUCCUUAGUUUUUAAACCGUGAGUGGAAAUAUAGAAACAGUUCAAUCACUCUUGAUGAAUAUAAAAAAAAAGACGAAAAAGUUAUUAAUGCUCUCAUACAUAAUCACAGACAACAAUUGAAAUUAGUCACAAUAAAAUUGAGCAUGUAUUUGUUAAAUCUUAUAGUUACGGUAAUAUAUAAACAAGUAAAAAAACGGCUAUGUCAUCAAGUUUAUGUUUUGUGAAAUACAUUUUCCAUGUAUGUAACACAACAUUUGUAAAGUUUGUUUUUGAUGUUUAGGAUUAUUUAUAUUAUAUAUAUAUAUACGAUAAUAUCACUGAAUUUCUAUCUGCACAAUUCAUGUAGUUGUACUUGUCUUUAUUCCUUUGCACUAUUUAAGGAAACUUUAAAUUAACGAGAAAACAAG